UCCCUCGUCAACAUGGGUAGUCUAUCGAGUGCCCGCGAAAGCGCACAACGCAUUACGUUCUUUGGAGACCAGACAGUUGAUACUCUGCUUUGUAUCAAAGACCUCGCAAAUCGGUCACAUCAAUUACCAAUACUGCGGCGAUAUCUCCGCGAAGCUGCUGACAAGCUCCAGCUUCUCCUAUCUCAGAUCGAACUAGGGGAUUACGAAUGUUAUCGUAACUUCGAAACAAUUGUUGAGCUUGCGGAGAUAUACUCCAAGCAAGAUGGAACCUACGAACCCAUAGGCUGUGCCUUGUGGACAAUCUCACAAUUUGCUGAUUACCUCAGCCGCUCAGAAACCGACCCUUCAAUAUUAACACUAUCCGACUCAGCUGCGCAGCCCACAUACGUUGUUGGAGUGUGUGGUGGACUUCUUCUGGGUGCCGCCGCUGCCACAGCACGAGAUAUCAAUGAGCUACUAGACAUCGGUCGAAAACUGGUCGACGUCUCUUUCAACCUGGGCGUGGCACAAUGGAAACGUGCAAUGGACAUUGAGGGGAAACCCGGGCGCUGGGCCGUCGCCAUUGUUAAUGUUCCGCCAAAGCAAAUACGAAAUAUUAUUACUGCUUUUAAUGAGGAUAUGGCCAUCCCCAAGCACCGCCAGUUCUACAUCAGUUUUCUUGCGAAGGGCUGGGCCGCUAUAUCAGGUCCCCCAUCCAUUUUUCCUGAACUGUGGGAAUACUCAUCAACUCUGAGCUCGGCGUCCAAGAUGGACCUACCACUUGGCACCCCAGCACACGCCGCCCACCUACGUUCGCUGAACAUUGAAGAACUCAUUGGCUCUGGCUCGGUUCUCGAUUUGCCCGUACGACAGGAUCGUCUUGUCAUCUCCACGAGCACAUGCAAGCCUUUUGAGAGCCAGACCUUUGGUAGUCUUCUUUCAAGUUCUCUCCACGAUAUAACAGGCGAGACACUACAUAUCGCUGGUGUGAACGACUAUGUAGCAUCUUGCCUUAGCCGUGAGACGCUUGUUCAGGUCUCCUCCUUUGGGCCCACGAGUCAGAUAGGAUCAUUCAAGAAGGCGCUAGAAGACAGCGGCCUCAAGGUUGACUUGGACUUGAGUGUUCCAGAGUCAAAGACUCCCAACCUCCUCAAGAACCCUGAUGCCCGAGAUGGUUCAAACAUGAUUGCUAUUGUGGGGCAAUCAGUACGUCUUCCUGGAAGCGAUGAUGUCAAGACAUUCUGGGAAAAUUUGAAGGCUGGGCAAACUUUUGAAUCUGAAAUACCCCCAAGCAGAUUCGACCUUCAAAACUAUUAUGAUACCACUGGGGCCAAGAAGAGUUCAGUAACUACGCGUUUUGGCCAUUUCCUAGACCGCCCAGGGCUUUUCGACUGCCGACUCUUCAAUGUUUCUCCCAGAGAAGCAAAGCAAAUGGACCCCAUCCAACGCCUCCUCCUGAUGUGCAGUUAUGAGGCUCUCCAGACAGCUGGAUAUAGUCCAGACAGUUCCCUCUCAACAAAUCGCAUGCGUGUGGCCACGUAUUUCGGUCAAUCUGGAGAUGACUGGCGCCAAGGCCGUGCCAGUCAGGAUGUUGAUAUCUACUACAUCCCGGGAACUAUUCGAUCAUUCGCCCCAGGAAAGCUUAACUAUCACUACAAGUGGGGAGGAGGCAACUACUCUGUCGACUCCGCGUGCGCAGCUAGCACCACUAGUGUCAUAAUGGCUUGUAAUGCGCUGUUGGGACGGGAGUGUGAUAUGGCACUGGCCGGCGGUGGCCAACUGCAUCUUGAACCGGAAAACUAUGCCGGACUGAGUCGUGCAGGGUUUCUGUCCAAGACCACCGGAGGAUGUAAAACGUUCCGAGAGGAUGCGGACGGAUACUGCCGAGGCGAGGGCAUUGGUGUUGUCGUGCUGAAGCGUUUGGAAGACGCGCUUGCCGACAAUGACAACGUUCUGGCUGUGGUCCGUGGUGCCGAUCGGAACUACUCUUGGGAUGCCAGCUCCAUCACACAUCCCAGUGCUAAUGCCCAGGCUACUGUUAUCCAACGGGUCCUUCGUAAUACUGGAGUUGAGCCGGCUGACAUUGGCUUUGUCGAGAUGCAUGGCACUGGCACGACUGCUGGCGACAGCGUCGAGAUGAAGACUGUCACCACUGUCUUUGGUAGUAGACCCAAGGACAAUCCACUAUACAUCGGCGCCGUCAAGGCAAACUUUGGUCACGGCGAAGCUGCGGCCGGUAUCACCUCACUGCUUAAGGCAGUGCAGAUGCUGGGCCAAAAAACCAUUCCUCGCCAGCCAGGUUUCCCCGGGCCCAAGGACCCGACUUUCGACCAUCUUGAUGCAAUGAAUAUCAGGAUCCCAGACUCGUCAUUUCCAUUCCCCACUCCGACACGCCCGUUUUCGCAGGACGGGAAAAUGAGAAUUCUCGUUAACAACUUUGACGCUUCGGGCGGCAAUAACUGCGUGUUACUCGAGGAAGCCCCUGAUAAAAAUGUAUCCCAGAUCCAGGAUCCCCGUCAAUAUUACACGGUGGCUAUCUCUGCGCGAACGACAAAGUCGCUUCAGAAAAACAUGGAGAGGCUGUCGGAUUAUCUCGUGAAACAUCCGGAUACGCCCGUGGCGGAUGUGGCGUAUACUUCCACAGCGAGACGCAUCCACGAGGAUUUGAAGAGGUCCUACACAGUUGACAGCACGGAAAGUCUCGUGGGGUUGUUGCAAGCGGACUUGAAGAAAGAUUUGACUGGUAUUCGACCUGCUACACCGCGCUCCGUGGUAUUUGCCUUUACCGGACAAGGAUCGCAGUACUCUGGUAUGACUAAGCAGCUUUUCGAAACUUGCACGCCGUUUCGAGAGUCGGUGCAAUCUUUGCACGACCUAGCGGUUUGGCAAGAUUUCCCGAGCUUCUUAAACCUAUUCACCGACGACGUGACCGACGAGAUCUCUGCCAGCCCUAUCCAAACCCAGCUGGCUAUUGUCGUCCUGGAGAUGUCACUUGCCAAUCUCUGGAAGUCUUGGGGCGUGGAGCCAGAUCUUGUCAUCGGAUAUAGCCUGGGCGAAUACGUCGCACUUUACGUGUCUGGUGUGCUCUCAGCCCACGAUGUUCUAUUCCUCGUCGGAAACCGAGCGCAGUUGAUGGAUGAGAGAUGUGAGAUUGGAUCCUACUCCAUGCUUGCAGUCCAAGCGUCGCCUGAAGAUCUUGAGGAGCCGUUGAAGGCGUAUCCUACCUCUAAUGUCGCUUGCCGUGGGGCUCCUCGCUCUACUGUUGUCAGUGGGCCCAGCGAAGAUAUUGCCAAGCUGCAUGCUGAGCUCAAGGAGAAGAGCAUCUCAGGCACUAUUCUCAAUGUUCCUUACGGCUUCCAUUGUGCUCAGGUCGAUCCCAUUCUUGAGGACUUCCGCGAUCUGCUCGACCGAGUUCCCUUUUCCAAGCCACGUAUCCCAGUCGCAUCGUCCUUAGACGGAGUCAUUGUCACAGACGAUGACGUCUUCUCACCUUCCUACAUGGUUCGUCAGACACGAGAGCCAGUCGCCUUUGUUAGCGCUCUCAAGGCAAUUGAAACAAGCCAUUUAGUGGACAAUACCAGCCUCUGGGUCGAAAUCGGCCCCAAGAGGGUUCUCAACAGCUUCAUCAAGGCCACCCUCGCCGUUGACCACGAUAGACUUCUUCAUUCAGUGGAUGAGAAGGCAAGCAACUGGAGAACAAUAGCGACGGCGAUAACGGCCUGCUGGCAGGGGGGAGUGUCCAUCAAGUGGCAAAACUUCCAUCGACAGUUCACUAAGCAUCUGCGCCUGGUUGAUUUGCCUACGUACGCGUUUGAUCUGAAGGACUACUGGAUCGAACCCGCCGCACCAAUUGUGCAGCAACGUUCAGCAGCUGAGCCUUUGCGUCAAGUUGCCGUCCCGGCUGUGCCAGGCUUUCCCACUGCGUCUCUUCAGCGAGUCCGGGAGGAACGUAUCCAAGGUGACAAUGCAGCUGUUACAUUUGAGUCGACUCUGUCCCACCCGGACUUGAUGGGACUUAUCCGCGGCCAUCAAGUCAACGGUGUGGAUCUAUUCCCGGCCAGUGGCUGGUGGGACAUGGCAUAUACGGCAGCGAAGUAUAUCCAUCACCGGAUUCAGCCCAGUCGAGGGGCUGCGCCUGGCCUUUCCAUGCUAGACUGCUCAAUAACCCAUCCUCUGAUGCCCAGUGCAAGCGAAGAUCAACAGAAGCUCGUCAUCAUAGUGGCUAAGAAACAAGCUGGCAGUUCCGUUGUGGAGGUCUCGUUUAAGUCCCAGGAAAAGUCUGUCGAGCAAGAUCACGGAAGUUGCAAGAUUCGCUUUGAGUCCAAGGCGGACUGGGAGGCGGAGUGGUCCCGAAGUGCUCACUUCAUCAAGGCCGCCAAGAACAACGUGGUUACGAACGCCACCCGGCCUGACGGCAACGGCCAUAAGCUACCUAAGCCAGUGGUUUAUACGCUGUUCUCUAACUUUGUCAAUUACAGCGGCGAUUUCAAAGGAAUCCAGCAAGUGUACCUGAACGCUGAUUUCCAGAGGGAAGUUGUCGCGGAUGUGGUUCUUCCUGCUGGAAUGUACAACUUCAACCUCAACCCGUACUGGUCGGACGCCCUCAUCCAUGCCUGCGGCUUCAUGCUACACAGUGAUCCAGACCUGCCCACUCAGGACUGUUUCCUCUUCAACGGCUUCGAAGAGCUUCGUUUCCUUAUGGACGAUCUUCUACCGGGUGUACCAUAUACCAGCUACGUCUUCAUGCAUGAUACUAAUAGCCAAGAGGUUCCUGCGAAGCGCACUAGGAACGUCACAGGUGAUAUCUACAUAUUCCAAGGCGAGAAGAUUGUAGGCACUGUCCAGGGUGUGGUGUUCCAAAGGUUGACUAAGAGAAUCCUGACCACAAUUCUCGGGAAAUCUCAAGAUCACCACAACAGCAAUGAGGUACGAAACGGCAACGCCACCACCACACACACCAACCCGCCCGCCCAUGCUACUACCCAAUCGUUUUUUGCACCACCAGGCAUAAAGCCAGCGGUUGCAUUCAGCAGCGCUCCUGCUACAGUGGGCGAAGAAACGGCCGAAGCAGUUAUCGCCAAGAUUCUUACCAAAACUGGCGCCAAUCGAGCCAGUCUAUCAGAGUCGACCACUCUCGGUGAGAUAGGCCUCGAUUCUCUAGAAUGGAUCGAACUUGUUGGCGUUUUCAGGAGUGCUCUCGACAUUGAAGUUCCCGCGUCCUUCUUCUUUGAGUACCCUAAAGUGCUGCGUCUUCGUCAAGCAAUCGCAGAGCUCCCGUUGGAGGGCGAGAAAGAAGAAAGCGGAUCGAGCAGUCCCGAUUCGCCUUACGGCAUGCUGACCCCGGCUACGGGUAGAUUUACUCCUAUUACCGCUUCUAGAUCGACCCACAAUUCUGAUGGCCCAGCCAACUAUGCCAAUAUCGUCCUUGACAUUGUUCUUUCCCAGACUGGCUUCGAUAAAGAUGAUGUCCUCCCAUCCACUAGAUUUGACGACAUGGGAUUAGACUCUCUCUGCACAAUGGAGGUUGUGAGUCUCGUGAGAGAACAGACUGGUCUCGAUCUACCCGCAUCCUUCUUCCACCACCACCCUACUGUUGCCGAUGUGCGAAAGAAUCUGGGUCCAAACACGGAGGACAAGUCUAAAGACAGUGUCAAGGCUUCUGCAAGCAUUGCAGUGUCAGAGCCAGCUACGGAACUGGUUGUUGUGCAUCAUCCUGGCAACUCACCAGCGCCGGAGUCGCUUCCGAUUAUCGACGAGGAUCUAAAAGACUAUCACUGCGAUUUCUUCUUAAUGCAAGGUAGCUCUGAUUCUGCAGAGAUCCCCAUGUUCUUCCUGCCUGAUGGAACCGGAUAUCCCGCUGUUCUUCUGAAGCUUCCGCCUGUCUUCAAGGGUGAUAAUCCUUUAUUCACCUGCAAAUCACCACUACUCCACCGUGCUGAAGGUAGAGAAGUUGCUUGCACUAUUGAAGGCCUCGCACUCAGUUAUGCAGAGGCGAUCCGUCGAACAAGACCACACGGGCCCUAUCUUCUAGCCGGAUACUCGCUCGGAGCGGCAUAUGCCUACGAGGUUGCGAAGAUCCUGGCAGACGCUGGCGAAAUUGUCCAGGGACUGUUGUUUGUGGACUUCAACAUGGCUGCCUCUGUGGGCUUAGAACACAGAGAGCGAAAGCCAGUUCCAACAAACCUAAACGUGGGUGUUAUGGAACAGGUUGGCUGGAUGAACGGUAUCCACAACGAUGAGAAGAACUUCCAUAUUCCUCCCGCUCCGCCCAAAAUCAAAUUUCACGCCCUGAGUGUAUUUAAAUCUUUGACACGGUACUUCCCUAAGCCCAUGACACCCAGUCAACGGCCUAGAAACACAUAUGCUCUUUGGGCUGGAGCCGGAAUGGAGGACCUGCUUGGUCCAAGCAACGCUGGUUUCCUGCCUGAAUUCGGCAUCAUUGAUUGGCAGAUGGGUUCUCGCAGAGAGAACAACGGCCCAGCGGGAUGGGAAAACUUUAUUGGUGGCCCGGUCAGAUGUGCUACCGUGCCAUGUGACCAUUUGUCUAUUAUGAUGUCUACUGACUGGGUUGGAACUACGGCAAACAUCAUCAAAGACCUGCUCGAGGAUGCACUCUCGAACCCUGGCACGCCCUGACCCAUGAGAAAAACUUUUGAACACAGCCACAUGUAAAUGUUAUGAAUACAAAUAACUAGACUUAGACGAUAGACGCUUGGAUCGAUUUUCUUCAUCUUGCAUACACAUUUAACAGCAAUACAAAAUAAAGCUGUACAUGCGAGCUAGAGAGCAAAUAACACUCCUCUAAUAACUAGAUUGGGAUAAUAUGUGAAUGUAGUGAGCUAUUCAAGCAACUCUUUGCAUCAAUUUGAUAAUAUUAACAACUGUGUCGUAAAUGCAUCAC
Talaromyces stipitatus ATCC 10500 is the source of this 6880-nucleotide messenger RNA. Its product is annotated as polyketide synthase, putative. Bases 13 to 6615 code for a protein of 2200 amino acids. Gene Ontology annotation, molecular function: 3-oxoacyl-[acyl-carrier-protein] synthase activity; fatty acid synthase activity; phosphopantetheine binding. The record is from RefSeq and is a predicted model, not a curated record. NCBI's taxonomy places the organism in Eukaryota, Fungi, Ascomycota, Eurotiomycetes, Eurotiales, Trichocomaceae. Gene Ontology annotation, biological process: fatty acid biosynthetic process; secondary metabolite biosynthetic process. The transcript is spliced from 4 exons.